AUGUCAGAAGCUGCGAACCGCCAUGAGGCCGAUUCGGUUGCCGACAAUACGAGCAAUAAACCGGACAGCGAAGUUCGACUCAGUUCCACACUUGGGCAGACGGAAUGCUCGAUCUGUCACAGUACUUUUCGAAGACCAGAGCAUUUGAAACGGCACUUCCGCAGCCAUACAAAGGAGAAGCCGUUCGAAUGUGUGAAAUGUGGGCGUCAUUUCUCAAGAACUGACACGCUGCAUCGGCACGAACUCAGCCACCAUACCUUGGGACCGGAAGGCGGCAAGGAUCGUAUGCACCGCAUUACGGUCAAGACAUUUAGGGCUUGUUUCAAAUGCGCAGUAGCAAGAGUGAGAUGUAGCGGUGGCUCUCCAUGUGUACGCUGUCAGAAUAGAUCUCUUGAAUGCCAGUACCCAACAGAACGACGCUCCAAAACCAAGUCGCGGAAGCAGGCUCCACAGCGUUCGUCACCUUCUGAAGAAAAUGCGCUCCAUGGACAGGCUUCUCAGCAUGGUUCACCUCCUUCUCCUGCCGUCGUCCACGCAAACAGAGAAGAAACCAGAGAUAACUCGAGAAACGAACCUCCCAGAUUCCAGAUUACGGAGUUUCAGUUAGAUAUCACUGGGUCGAACUGGACCACAGGCACAUCAUCGGGAGACAGAAUAGUUGUUAGAGACUCCCAGGCAAAUUCUCGCGAUGAAAGAGUAACGGUCCGGGAUGGCCCAGCAACAACAGAGGCCGAAAACUUGGGCACUCCCCUACUCUUGCAGAACGCUGCUGGAUCCGCGGAUGAAGCACGCACGAACUUCCCUCCAUAUAGUGGCUUUAACGCUCAGCAGGUGUACCCGUACUUACCCACGUCUGGUGUCGAAAGCGCUUUUCCACCUGGCUCGGCUCCGCCUGUCGGUCAUCAGACCAGAGACCAUCAACCAGAAGGUGCAGCCAGCUCUAAUCUCACUCUCGAAAUGCCGGCAGUUGAAAGUCACCAAUUUCAGCUUGGACUUGACCCGCCAUUUCUCGACCAGUCAAUGCUCUCAACUUUGAAUUGGCUUCCAAACGAUAUGUUUCCCGAUACUCUAAGCAAUCGAUCCCUUUCGCGACCUCCUCCAAUUUCGGAUCAGUUAGAUGCCCUCGAUAACUCACCAAAUCGACCAGCGUGGCUGCCUCCUGUUGUCAAUACACAUCGGAUAAGUUCCUCAGGGCGGGAGGACCUCCCUCAGACAUCGUCUAGACUCAUAUCUCUGGAUCCAGAAGUGGGAACUCCGGACCACUUGGCUCGCAGCAUUGGCGAAGUAUCGGUACAUUCAGAACCAUCACAUGCUGCCAAGCGCUCUGCAGACUAUUAUGUGGAUGGUGCGGGAGCCCGUCUCCCAAAGUACAGACGCAAACGCGAUUCGUGGUCAGGGUCGUCUGCGGAGCCUAUCAACAUUCUCUCACCACUGCACCAAAGUGAUACGCCACUCCAAUUCUCAUUUUCACCUGUUCAAGAGGCACGACUUGACACAAUAUCCGCAGAGGAUACAAACCCAAAUCGUCAAAUAGAGCCCUUGGCGUAUGACAAAAUCUACCAAUCCUUCCUCCAGCUAUGCCGCACGGACAACUCUCUCUAUCCCAAAUUCCAUUCUGGCAAUUUUCCCAGCGCCGCGGCUCUUUCGAGCUUCAUCUAUUUUUAUUUCGACUCCUUCCAGCCAGUUUAUCCUAUUUUUCAUCCUCCUACCUUCAAUCCGAAUAAUUGUCAUUGGCUUGUGACGUUGGCAGUAUCGGCAAUUGGGUGUCGUUUUGCUGGCCUGACUACUGUCGAUGAAUGUACUGCAGCAUUUGAUGAGUUCCUUCGACGAGCCGUUAAUAUCGAGGCGAUGACCCUCAAUUGUAUCGGCAUGCUCCACAGCAGGUAUGAGAAAGUUAGAACCUCUGCGCUCAAUGUCUUCAGCGACUUGGUCAACUUUACUAUGCAAGAAGGAUUGAUAAGCUCCCCUAGCAAGUCAAGAUCUCUGCAUAGUGAGUUUCCUCUAGAGCAAAAGUGGCAUAUAUGGAUCGAGGAUGAGAUUCGACGACGAACCGGAUAUCUGAUAUGGCUCCUCGAUUGUACUUUGGCAUACGACUUUGACAACCGCCCUUUACUAUCUCUGGACGAUGGGCAAGCUCCAUUACCAUCUCAUGAGAGCCUUUGGCAGACUCAAACCUCUGAAAGAUGGAGUGAAGUGGGCAAGAAGUCGGCAGGCCCGCGAGAUGUCUCUCUUUACAGUGCGGUACUCACUAUCUAUAUCGAGAAAAGGCUUGUCCCAGAAAUCGGAGAGUUCAGCCAUGUCCUGCUUAUCCACGCGCUCUAUCAUCGAAUGUGGGAAGUUGGUGACUACUUCCGGCGUCCGUUGUCUUUCUGGAAUCCAACCGCAAAGAAGCAGUCCCUUGAGACUGCAAUUCCGUCAGGAUCCGUAUGGCUACCGGGAAUUCCUUCUUACUCUAAGUGGCGCAACAGUGCGUGCGAUUGCUUGGAUAUUUUACAUUGGACGGCAAAUAGCACCAUAGCGAAAGCGGCGGGGCUUGAGCAUCCAACCGUGCUUCACCUCCACGCAGCUCGCAUGGUUCUUCUUGCACCUUUUCGUGAAAUUCGCUCCUUGGCAACCUCACUGGCGCUGGGUAAGGUUCGAUGGAGUGAACAUCAACAAGCACUAGAGUGGCAUUACAUAUUGCGCUGGAUCAAACAUGACCAGUAUAAAGCUCGCCUUGCUAUUAUACAUGCAGGUACAACCUUGUGGCACGUUCGGCGAUAUUCAACGAAUGCUUUUCACGAGCCGAUUGCCGUCUAUCUGUCCAUACUCACUUUAUGGGCCUACGGCUCGUGCCAUGCUCAGCAGCUUCAAGAGCCCAAUUCUCGUUAUGCAGCCCGAUAUCAGCAGACUCAUGAGCCCACAUUUAUACAUCUUGAUCGGCCUUGUGAUGACGAGCUAGUCCAACUUUUUGUCCGCGAGGGGUAUUCUAUGAGGGGCAAUGUCAUGGGCGUGGGAGACAUCUGCGCUCCUGCUGGUCCUGUACUUGUACUGCAGGCUGGAUGCGAAAUACUUGCCGGCCUUUCAUCAUGGGGCAUUACCAAGCGAUUCAUUGCAAUCCUCACAAAGCUUGCAGAGUUGUCAUCACAGCCACGGGUCCCUGAACACGCGCAACCAGACCAUGGCUGA
Aspergillus clavatus NRRL 1 is the source of this 3168-nucleotide messenger RNA. Its product is annotated as putative C2H2 transcription factor. The coding region runs from base 1 to 3168 and encodes 1055 amino acids. Lineage: Eukaryota; Fungi; Ascomycota; Eurotiomycetes; Eurotiales; Aspergillaceae. Gene Ontology annotation, biological process: regulation of DNA-templated transcription; DNA-templated transcription. The transcript has 5 exons. The record is from RefSeq and is a predicted model, not a curated record. Gene Ontology annotation, molecular function: DNA-binding transcription factor activity, RNA polymerase II-specific; DNA binding; zinc ion binding.